UGGUCGCCAAGACAAACCUGUUUGUGCACGUGAAACCACAAGUCCUAAACUCCGACACAAUACAAGGCUUCCGUCACCGCACCGAAACUGUAAAUCUUCACUUCAUCGUACAUCACCAUCACCAACACCACCACCACCAUCCUGGACCAGAAAGAGCUUGCCGCACCGCUGUCCGGACUGUAUCUGCUUGCCAGCUGAUAAUCUCCUUGAGAACGUGUGUGCUAACCGCAGCAUUCUAGAAAGACCACCAUGUGCAAGAUCUUUCACACCUUCUACGGCUGCGGCUGCGCGACUACCUUCCUUGUCGUCGAACGCUGCAUCAAACUCCUGCACGAUCCAGAGCCGACCAUGACCUGCGAGACGAUGGUGCUCGAGCCAAGCAUGAAGAGAGCCAUCGCCAUCUCCGACAACUGCGACGAGCACCCAUACUUACCCACUGGCGAAGCGGAGCGUCGUGCCCGCAUCCCUACAGAGCACAUUCGUGGCCGCUGGGUCACCGCCAAUGAGCUCAAUGCCAUGCCCAAGCUUGGCUGCACCGUGGAGACCACGGGGGAGAAGGUUGUGGCGGCUAUCAUCGGGCUCGAUGCUUUCCAGAGUUUGUCCGCUGAGCUGCUCAGCGCACUGCCGGAGGGCAGUGACAAGGUUAAUGAAGAACGCGGAUGGGAGACCCUCAAGCCGAUAACAACCACCUUAACCAUGCGCUAAAUUGCGAAGAAGUCAACCCAUUCACCACUCACUCUCGUAGCUAUAUCAGGCAUCAGUUGGGGAUUCUGAAAGCUCACGACUAUACCCUGCGGGCAUUAAUGAAGGGCUGGCUAACGGGCAUACUUGCAUAUGAGGCGUUGGGAAGCAUUAUGGCACUGCAUAGUCGUGAUAUGUUGUUACUGCAUUCGGCACCCGAAUGUCGCAGCGUUUGUAAACAGACAAGGCGCGUACGUCAGCAUCACCCACUCGACGGCGCAGAUUAGAAGCCGUCAUACUCCCGCGAGUAAAUCUAGCCGUCAAUGUUUGUGACCUACACC
Baudoinia panamericana UAMH 10762 is the source of this 1022-nucleotide messenger RNA. RefSeq lists its product as uncharacterized. The transcript is spliced from 2 exons. The record is from RefSeq and is a predicted model, not a curated record. The coding region runs from base 250 to 705 and encodes 151 amino acids. NCBI's taxonomy places the organism in Eukaryota, Fungi, Ascomycota, Dothideomycetes, Mycosphaerellales, Teratosphaeriaceae.